AGGGAGGCACGCGCUCUGUUGUGAUUGGUUGGCAGUGUUUGUGACGUCGGCGCCCGGGUCCCGUCGUGGCUGUUUCUCUGAGGCCGGCCGAAGGUGUGAGGCGGAGGCGAGUGUCUGGUGAGGCGGACAGGUGACAGGACCAGCCUGGGGUGGAGGCCGAGGCCGCCUCGAGGACCCAGAGAGGGUGGCAGGGUCGUGAGAAGAAUGCCCGUCUAUCAAGAUAAACUAUAUGCUAUGGAUUAUCUUUCCAAGCCUGGUAUGUUCAGUAUAAUUGCCGGCGUUGCCUGUGGAGUAUGCCUAGGCUGGGGCAUUCGAGCUCGGUUCUUCCGACCCUCCAAAGCCAGAAUCACCAUGAUUGCCAAUGAACUGGGCAAUGAAGCCAGCAUAAUGGGCGAAUGCGGCGAAUUCAAGAUGGUGAUUGUAGUCCGGAACGACCUGAAGAUGCAGAAGGGCAAAGUGGCUGCCCAGUGUUCCCAUGCAGCCGUUUCAGCCUACAAACAAAUUCAGCGCCGAAACCCUGAACUUCUGAAGCAGUGGGAGUAUUGCGGGCAGCCGAAGGUGGUCCUCAAGGCUCCUGAUGAGGAAACUCUCCUUCAGCUCCUAGGCGAGGCAAAAGCGCUGGGCCUGACAGUGAGCUUAAUCCAAGACGCAGGCCGUACACAAAUAGCCCCAGGCUCUCGGACUGUCCUUGGCAUUGGACCGGGACCAGCUGAGGUGGUAGACAAAGUUUCUGGCCAUUUAAAACUGUAUUGAAUCUGAAGCAACCAGCCCACAGAUAAGGAUAUCAACUGUAUGAACUUAAAGAAAGCAAACAAAUCCUAAAAAUCCAAUGAUUAUCGAGCACAAUCAUGGUUUGUUCUUCAUUGUCUUUCAGUAUUGGGAAAUGCAUCAUCUACCCAUGCUCUACUCCAUUGUUGUCAGCCAGUUAAACAAUAUCAUCCUAGGAUAGUGUUGGUGGGAAACAAUUUUUUAAAUAAUGGGUGUAUGUCGAGUGUGAAACCUGGUCCUUUGGGGCAGUUUUCAUGGACUUUUAAAAAAAGAGAGAGAAUUGGAUCCUUGAAAACCUUCAGUCAGGAGAAAAAAAAAGCUUAGAAUGAUGGGGCAUCUUUCCUGGGAUGGGUCUCCCGUGGUCCUCUAGGUGUUGUUGGAUUCCAACUUUCAUCAGCCCCAACCGGCAUGGCCAGUAGUCGGAGACGACGGGAGCUGUAGUCCAGCAACACCUGGAAGACCACAGGUAUCCCAGCCCUGUUUUAAAGACUCAAAUUUGAGAUGGGAGGGAAGGGGAGAAACCUAUAGUAUUUUUCAGUUAUCUUCCACAUAUACCUUGAAUACGGUCUGAGAAGAUAACAGGUUCCUGUACGAUGGCUGACUUAAACAUAAUUGCUUGUCAUGCCCAAGGGCUGCAUUUCCUCCUGGGCAACUUUGCAGGGGUCACGUUGCAAGUGGUAAAACUGGAUGGAGCAAUGGAUGUAAAUCUUAACUUCCAGAGAGUAGGCUAGUUUCCACACACACUCACCCCUCUCUGUCCUCCAUCCAGGCAAGCCAGAAGCAUUACCUGAAUUGCAGGACACUUUCCAGCUGGGCAAAAACACUGCAGGAGGGUGCAAAGCAGGGCUAGUGAGGGGUGUGUGCAUAAAAUGGGGGGUUUAUUCUUAGAUUCAUCUCUGGCUGAAAGCAUGAGAAUCUAUAGUUUGGAUGGUCUCUAUGAUACAGGACUCACAUUGACCCCAAAUCACAGAAAAGGAGUUUGCUGACCUCAGGAAGACAUGUGCCAACAGACUUAACAAGUAACAAGGAAGGUUCAAAACCCCAAGUUUGCUCAGGAAUAAUCCCUUCAAUUAAACAAUCGUCUGUGCCCAGUGUAAAAGCCCACGUCAACGAAACUCACACAAGAUAUGGUAGAAGUUUAAUUUACACUUGUACAAUUUCUCCACAGGCUACAGGACAGACAAGACACAGGACAUUCUUUCAUAUACCAAAAUGCUUACUAGUACCCCGUUCAAUGAAGAGUCAACACGUAUUUAAACUUAGUAUUUUGGGGAGUCGGCAGCACCUCUCGGGGGUCCAGCGACUUUCUCACUACACAAUGCAUCCUAGGAACAACAUUGGGGCUACAUGGAAACAUGAGAACUCAGGGAGGGAUCUUGCAUGCCUAGCAAAGGUUACAGGAACGGCAGAGCUUUGGCUCAUGGGCUAGAUGCGGAAGCUCCAUUCGGACCGAGAGUCUUGCUAGAUUCUUCAAGAAAGGAAUAUUCACCCCCAGCUCUUGAGUUUCUUUCUCUCAUUUCCGUCUGUAUAACUUGAUGCAACUUUGAACGUAACUGGGUUUAGGGUCUCUGUCUAAUGCUAUUUGUAAUGUUAGGGAAUGAUUGAUUGGGGAUUAGACACUGCUGGUAUUAAUUGUAAUUUAAAAUGCUUUAUUUUCCCUGUUUCCUUUUCAAUAAACCAACUUUAGUUUUA
Rhineura floridana is the source of this 2460-nucleotide messenger RNA. RefSeq names its product peptidyl-tRNA hydrolase 2 (gene PTRH2). Gene Ontology annotation, molecular function: peptidyl-tRNA hydrolase activity. Gene Ontology annotation, cellular component: mitochondrion; cytosol. The record is from RefSeq and is a predicted model, not a curated record. The coding region runs from base 205 to 753 and encodes 182 amino acids. The transcript is spliced from 2 exons. Gene Ontology annotation, biological process: positive regulation of anoikis; negative regulation of anoikis. Lineage: Eukaryota; Metazoa; Chordata; Lepidosauria; Squamata; Rhineuridae.